CCCCUGAGGGGUCACGGGCGGUUGUAUCGAACCCCGCCCCUCCCCCUCCCGCAGGGCUCCUCCUGGUACCAUGGCGGCCGCCUCCUGGGCCCUGCUCUGCCUCCUCGGACUGUGGCUGGUCCUGAGGAUCAGGGCACUGGAGGAGGAUGGUGAGUCUGUACCCCUCCUGCUCUGGCCCGCCCACCCCUGCUCCCCAGAAUAGGGGAAAGGGAACAGCCCCCCACUCUGGCCGACCCCCCUCCCCAAAAUAGGAGAAAGGGAACAGCCCCCCACUCUAGCCAGCUCUCCCUGCCCCAGCAUAGGGGAAGAGAACAGCCCCCCCACUCUGGCCGACCCCCCUCCCCAAAACAGGAGAAAGGGAACAGCCCCCCACUCUAGCCAGCUCUCCCUGCCCCAGCAUAGGGGAAGAGAACAGCCCCCCCACUCUGGCCGACCCCCCUCCCCAAAACAGGAGAAAGGGAACAGCCCCCCACUCUAGCCAGCUCUCCCUGCCCCAGCAUAGGGGGAGAGGAACAGCACCCCCACUCUAGCCAGCUCUCCCUGCCCCAGCAUAGGGGGAGAGGAACAGCCCCCCCACUCUGGCCGACCCCCCUCCCCAAAACAGGAGAAAGGGAACAGCCCCCCACUCUAGUCAGCUCCCCCUAUUCCCCGGCAUAGGGGGAGAGGAACAGCUCCCCCCAUUCUGGCAAACCCCAGCAUAGGGGAAGAGUACAGCCCCCUCUUCCCAGGAUAGGGGGAGGGGAGCAGUUGUAAUGGGGUGGCGGCUUCUCUGCCAGGGCGGGGCUGUGGCUGGGCCAGGGGCUCCCUCCCAGGGGGGGGCCGGCGCCCCUGUCACUGGGAGCCCCGCUUCCUCUCCAGAGAGCGCCCUCAAACCGUCCAUCUCGGUUUCCCCUGGGCCCAUCGUUUCCGAGGGGGGGUCAGUGACGUUCUGGUGCCGUGGCCCCAUCUGGGCCGACGGGUACCGCCUGGAGAAGGAGGGGCUCCACGAGCUCCGGAGCAUGCCAUGGCCGGGGAGCCAGGUGUACACGGCCAUCGAAAGUGUGAUCUCCGACUCUGCGGGCCGGUAUAGCUGCCGCUACGAAGCCCAGGGCGUCUGGUCUGACCCCAGUGAGCCCCUGGAGCUGGUGGUCACAGGCUUGUUCCCCAGCCCCUCCCUCUCGGUGCUGCCCAGCCCCUCGGUGGUCUUGGGGGACAAGGUGACCCUGCAGUGCUCCUCGAAGCUGGGGUUCGGCAUUUUCAAGCUGGUCAAGGAGGGGGGCGGCCCCCCGGCGACCAGGGCGGCACAGGGGAACCAGGCGGACUUCGUCAUCGCGGAGGCGACCCUGGACCACCAGGGCACGUACCAGUGCUUCGGCCUUGACCCGCGCUACCCCCAAGAGUGGUCGUCUCCCAGCAAUGCCGUGGCGCUCAGCGUGGCCCAAGAUGUCCCCAAGGACCACAAGCACUCCUCGGAAUUCUGGUUCGGCAAUCCGGGCCCCCAUUUCUUCCUCAACAAGCUGAGCUCCGAAGCCAGGCCGGGAGUCACCCUCUGGGAUUCCAGAGGGCGCCGCCGCCUCGUGCACAUGGUCCUGGCCGGCCUGAUCCUCCUCGUUCUGGUGGCCCCCAUGGCCUAGACUGGGCCCCCUCCCGGAGCCCCCCACCGGCAGACAAAUAAAGAGCUGAAAGACA
Messenger RNA from Monodelphis domestica (gray short-tailed opossum), 1668 nucleotides. The record is from RefSeq and is a predicted model, not a curated record. NCBI's taxonomy places the organism in Eukaryota, Metazoa, Chordata, Mammalia, Didelphimorphia, Didelphidae.